Drosophila kikkawai is the source of this 2050-nucleotide messenger RNA. RefSeq names its product Phosphoglucomutase 2b (gene Pgm2b). Gene Ontology annotation, molecular function: phosphopentomutase activity. Lineage: Eukaryota; Metazoa; Arthropoda; Insecta; Diptera; Drosophilidae. Gene Ontology annotation, cellular component: nucleus. Gene Ontology annotation, biological process: carbohydrate metabolic process; purine ribonucleoside salvage. The record is from RefSeq and is a predicted model, not a curated record.
AGCAGGGUUUUAUAACUCAGCCUUUGAAUAAAUUGUGUAUGUGUGUGUUUCAAAAUUUUCUAUUUUUUAGACUCGGCCAACAAAAAAAAGUAACCAGAUAAAAUGUCGGCCAUUGGAAGGCGAAAGGUGGCAAUGUCCCCACAGGAAUUGCUCAAGAUACUCGUCCUCUCCGGCGACGAGGACCUGGACAAGCAGAUUCGCUUCUGGGUGCUGUGGGAUCGCAAUGAGGCGACACUCAACCAGGUAACUGGGGCAGUGAAGGAACAAGACUGGGAUGCUUUACGCAUAAGGCUGUGCAGUAGGAUUCAGUACCUCAGAACUGGAAUGCGAGGUGGCAUGCGGGCCGGCUUCGAUUCCAUCAACGAUGUCGUGAUCAUCGGGGCGGCCCAGGGCAUUUGUGCCUAUAUUAUAGACUUCUAUCCCAGCAUCCAGAAGCGCACCGAGCAGGGCGUGGUCGUGGGCUACGAUGGACGGUACAAUAGCAAGCGAUUCGCCCACCUUAUAGCCACCGUCUUCCUGAACAAUGACUUUAAGGUGUACCUAUUUAGUCGCAUGGUUCCCACACCGUUUAUACCUUUUACGAUUGUGACGCUCAAGUGUCUGGCGGGGAUCAUAGUCACCGCUUCGCACAAUCAAAAGGAGGACAAUGGCUUGAAGGUGUACUGGACGAAUGGGGCCCAGGUAAUGGAGCCGCAUGAUCAGCGAAUUAAUGAAUAUAUAGGUAACCACAUGGAGCCGAAACCCUCGUCCUGGGAACUGACCAUGCUGGAUGGACAUCCUUUGCUGGAGGAUCCCUAUCGCCUCAUCUUUCCGCAGUUUUAUGAGGCUCUAAAGAAGCUCAUUCCGUCGGUUUACCUGGAGAGCAACGAGUGCAGCCAGCUGAGGUUUGUCUACACACCGCUCCAUGGAGUGGGCUUUACCUUCAUGCGGGAGGCCUUCUACCAGGCCAGGCUGAAGCCCUUGAUACCCGUGCCCGAGCAAAAGGAUGUGGAUCCGGAGUUUCCUACUCUCCCAAAGCCAAAUCCGGAGGCUGGUAGGGAUGCCCUGAAGUUGGGCAUCAAGAAGGCCGAGCAGGAGCACUGCACUUUGAUCCUGGCCAACGAUCCGGAUGGAGAUCGCCUGGCUGUGGCGGAGCUGGAUCCUCGGGGACGCUGGAAGCUGUUCAAUGGCAACGAACUGGCCGCCUUGCUGGGCUGGUGGGCUCUGGACAGCUACAAGGUGCGGGUGGCCAAGCCACAGGUGUCCAACUGCAUUAUGAUUGGCACUCUGAUCAGUUCCCGUAUCCUGGCCUCCAUGGCCCGUGUCGAGGGCUUCGUUUAUGUGGAGGGCAUACCCAGCUUUCCCUGGAUAGCUAAUCGAGCCCUGGAGCUGGAGAAAUCUGGUCGGACGGUGCUCUUUGGCUUCGAGGAUUGCUUUGGCUAUAUGUUCGGCAUGACUUUGCCGGACAAGGAUGGCAUUGGACCCGCCAUGCAGCUGGCCUCGAUGGCUUGUCACUUGAGGAGCAGCCGGAAUAUCACCUUGAUUGAGAAACUGCGUGAGAUCUAUGAAGUCUAUGGCUUUCACUCCACGCUGUCCUUGUUCCUGGAGGCGGAGUCUAAGGAGGUGAUUGAUGAUAUUUUUGAGAAUAUAAGAAACUCCAACCCGGAUGGGGGCUAUCCCAAGUCCAUACUCGACGGCGAGUUCGAGGUGGUGCAUAUCCGGGACUUGACCACUGGGCUGGAUACCUCUUUCCCUGAUCGAAAGGCCAGGAUGCCCGUGGAUGAAUCGAUUCACAUGAUCACCUUUACUUUUACUAAUGGUUAUAUGGUCACCCUGAGAACGGAGGCCAAUGCCCAUAUACCAAAGAUAAAGAUCAAUGCCGAUAUAGCAGGUCUGCCGGAGGAGAAGGACUGGGAGGAUCUGCAGGAUAAGCUAAACAAGAUGACCAAUGCGGUGAUUCAGGAGUUCCUACAGCCCGAGGAGUAUGCUUUGAUUGAUCCACGACGGACGUCUGACUAGGUUUUGGUUAUUUUAGAGAUAUUAAAGGAACUCUGGAGAUAUUUCUAUUAAA